AUCAGAGUGGUCUUCAGGGGAGGAGAAGACUGAUGGUUUACCUGUCUUAGGGGGGGGGCUGCCUAGUGCUUGCUUCAUUGCCGUGACUCCCUCGCUGCUUCCACCUGUUCCCAUGGGAGGUGAUCCCUUCCGGCCAGGAUCUCCUCCCACGUCCAGGAUCCUUUGCUGUCCAGGAUGUCCUCCCACGACCAGUCCUCCUGACCACGCUGCUUGGUCCGUUUGUGGUGGGAUCUUCUGUAACGUCGGAAGGAGGUGCAGCAUGAGGAAGAUAAUGCAAUCAGCUUAUGAUGACCUGGCCAAGCAGAGGAUGCAGCAGUCCAGGGCUUUGUGUUCAGAGGCCGGGCCAGGAGGUCUGAACUUGGGGAAGAAGAUCAGCAUACCCAAGGAUGUGAUGAUGGAGGAGUUGAACCUUCAGUCCAACCGUGGCUCCCGCAUGUUCCAGGAGAGACUGAAGAGGGUGGAGAGGUUCACUCUGGAGAACCAAGUCAAUGACUUAUACAGCAAUGGCCUACCAGAGCCCAUGCCUUCCCAGACAGUAGAAGAGCCCCAGGGGGGGAAGGAGAACCAGGCAUAUAUGAUGCCUGGCAAACACAGCCUGAUCACCACCCUACAGAAAACUGUGGCCAAGAAGGGCAGCCCCAAUGUCAUUGCCCCAGGCUACGGGAGCCCCUUGAAGGAGAUCCCCCAUGAGAAGUUCAACCUGACAACCAGGUCCUACUGUUCCCCCUGGAGGGAAGCCCUGGGUGACAGUGACAGGCUCCUGUUGACUCUCAGCACCCAGCUCCCACGGGGGGCCACACUACAGCCGGCCAACUACAGGUGCUUCAACAGAGCGGCCACACCUUUUGGAGGCCCACAGCAGCAGAGUAAGAGGGUGAUCCCAGUGAAUGGGUUCGAACUGUUGGACUCACAGCACCUCCCUGGUACGACCCUGGACCGCAUGUGUAAACGGCCCAACUUCAACAGAGCACCACGGGGAUGGGGUCAUGACUACUCCCCUGAAUCCACCGACCUGUGAUUGGCCCACUGCUCACCCACGUCCUUCAAACUUCUGGUGACAUCACAGGCUAAAAGACUGAAGCAUUAAUCUGCUCUUAUUACCCAUCCUCAUCCCUCUGGAUUCAAAGAUGACCUAUCCGGAUUAGGAAGAAGUUGCCCCUAAAUACAGAUAUUUUCAUCUGUUUAAUAGUUAGGAUAAGGGUAGAUCUGUGGUUAGGGGCAACUUGUAACUCGAGUGAUCCCUGUUAUUGAGUCACUCCUCCUUUCUUUCAUCUUAAUGCCCUCUUACCCAUCCUCACUCCUCCAUUCACCUCACCACUUGCCUCCCUUCCCAUCCCCUGUUCACUCAUCCCUCCCUCUUUCAGACCCCCCCCCCCUGUUUAUAAAGGACUGACAGUGUGAUCUUGAUUAAUGUAAAUGUAAAUGAUAGAGUACUUGUUUUAAUGGCAUAAGCGGACAACAUACGUGAAACAUU
This is a messenger RNA of Oncorhynchus nerka (sockeye salmon), 1474 nucleotides long. Its product is annotated as myozenin-2-like. Gene Ontology annotation, molecular function: FATZ binding; telethonin binding; actin binding. The record is from RefSeq and is a predicted model, not a curated record. Gene Ontology annotation, cellular component: actin cytoskeleton; Z disc. NCBI's taxonomy places the organism in Eukaryota, Metazoa, Chordata, Actinopteri, Salmoniformes, Salmonidae. The transcript is spliced from 6 exons. The coding region runs from base 113 to 1018 and encodes 301 amino acids.